This is a messenger RNA of Xylona heveae TC161, 6716 nucleotides long. RefSeq lists its product as hypothetical. Gene Ontology annotation, cellular component: ubiquitin ligase complex; cytoplasm. Gene Ontology annotation, biological process: ubiquitin-dependent protein catabolic process via the N-end rule pathway; protein ubiquitination. The transcript has 4 exons. NCBI's taxonomy places the organism in Eukaryota, Fungi, Ascomycota, Xylonomycetes, Xylonales, Xylonaceae. The record is from RefSeq and is a predicted model, not a curated record. The coding region runs from base 175 to 6603 and encodes 2142 amino acids. Gene Ontology annotation, molecular function: ubiquitin protein ligase activity; zinc ion binding.
CAAGGACUCAACAACAUCAAAAAAGCGUUGAAGAAGUUUUCUUCAUUUCAUCAUAUAGUACGCUUCUGUUGUUUUUAAUCCCCUUCACUGGGAGCUCAGUGGGGCUCGAGUUAGCUUCUCCUCGAAUGUUCGCCCCUUGAGCUGUUUUUUUUUCUCGAACAGUAACUUUCUACCAUGCGGCUGUCUGCUCUCGAGCAGCACCUCUGCCAUAUCCUCCGGGAUUUCCCUAAGCAGUACGAAUACCGGUACACCAAAGAGGCCAGCGACCAUUUACUGGAGAUACUUUUCCGGUCCCUUUGCCAUGACAGCGAUACAUACUUUCGACUCUUUUUUCCCCAGGAAAUUUCAAAAAAUUCGACGACCUGGAGCUUGCGCGAAGCUCAGGGUGCAGUGGAGGGUGCAGAGUAUACUGCGGGGGCGCGGGGUAAGCCAUGCGGGCAUAUCUUCAAGAGCGGCGAGGCGACAUAUCGCUGCAAGACCUGCAGUGUAGACGACACUUGUGUGCUCUGCAGCAAAUGCUUCGACGCUUCCGAUCACACCGAUCACAUGGUAUACGUGAGCAUCUCACCAGGAAAUAGUGGGUGCUGCGACUGUGGAGAUGCCGAGGCUUGGAGAUUGCCUGUCAAUUGUGCUAUCCACACUGCUGUUCCAGAAGAGGAAUCUGCUGCAGCUGGAAAGACUGUGGUGGAUAAGAAGCUUCCGGAUGACUUAAUCGAGUCUAUCAGAGCUACGAUUGCGCGGGCGAUGGAUUACCUUUGCGAUGUCAUUUCGUGCUCCCCGGAGCAGUUACGACUCCCCAAAACGGAGGAUAGCAUCAAGUACGACGAAGAAAUGUCUCGGCUGACUUCAAAAUGGUAUGGUGGAGAUAUUGAACCAGAGGAAGAGCCUGAUUUUGCUCUCAUUCUCUGGAAUGAUGAAAAGCAUACCGUGCUCGAGGUGGAAAAUCAAGUGGCUAGGGCUUGCAGAGAAACCAGGAGAUUUGGCACUCGAGUAGCAAACGAGACAAAUGAUAUGGGCCGCAGUGUUGUCAGGCAUUCCAAGGAUAUCAAGCACUUGCUUCAAGUUGCUAAGAUUAUCGAAGAAAUCAAGGUUACGGUCACGAUCAGAUCGUCUCGAGACACAUUCCGCGAGCAAAUGUGCGGUACGAUCAUUGAGUGGCUAGUGGAUAUAGCGGGAUGCAGUGUGGGCGAAGACCACGACAUUCUCCGGCAAACAAUCUGCGAAGAGAUGCUUAAGGGGUGGAGGACCGGCAGCGAGGCCAGUAAUGCAGAGAUCGGUCGAAGUGGUAUUGAUGAUCAUGAAAAAGAUGAGACAACUCAACUCAGAGGCUUUGCCAUGGCACAUGCGCUGCACAACAUAAUAGACAUAGACGAGGGCGAUAACGAUGAUGAUGACGAUGGCGAGGACGACGACGGUGAGGACAUCGAUCUUGAAGCCGAAGUAGUGGAAGAAGGUGAUGAAAUGGACUUGGAUGAGCUAAACGCCGACCGGGACGGUGACGUUGAUAUGGAUGCUCUCUCGCCGGAGGACGAAACUGAAGUGGCAGAAGCUACUUAUGCGGGUUAUCCGCCACCGCCACCCCCUCCUCCUCCGCGCCGGCCGUCACAGCAGGAGCAACGUGAGCAUACCUCUUCAGAUUCUGAAGGUGGUGAGGCAGGAAGUACCGCCAGUACUCUAGCCCGAGCAACAACAAAAAUCCCAAAGACUCCGACAGAGCGCCCAACGGUGGUGCGGCAUCCGAAACCGCCAAAGUACUGGCUCGAAAAACCUGCUGCGUUUAGCAGCAAGGAACCAAUGCCUGUUUAUGAGGAUCUACGGCAACGCGUCCGGUUAGAUUGGCUUGUUCUCUUCGAUCUGAGAAUGUGGAAGAAGGCACGCAUUGAUUUGCGGGACCUUUACAUUGGAACCGUGGUCACUAUUCCUUACUUCAAGCGCAUUCUGGGAUUAAGAUUUGCUGGCUUAUACACUACUCUCGCCCAGCUCUAUCUGAUUGCAGACCGUGAGCCUGAUCACUCAAUCAUCAAUCUUUCUCUGCAGAUGCUUACAACUCCUUCCAUCACCGACGAAGUGGUGGAGCGGGGCAACUUCCUCACGAACCUCAUUGCCAUUCUGUACACCUUCCUAACCACACGCCAAGUCGGUCAUCCCGAAGACGUAGAUCCCACAGCAACGUUGGCAUUUGAGGCUGGCUCCGUCACGAACCGCCGCAUGUAUCACUUCUUCAUGGAUUUGAAGUAUCUGUUUGGUUCAGAGCAUGUCCAAGAAAAACUCCGAAAUGAGGAGCGAUACAUUUACCAGUUCCUCGACCUCGUCAAACUUCACCAAGGAAUCUGCCCUAAUGUUCGCGCUGUCGGGGAACAUGUUGAGUAUGAAACAGAUGCCUGGAUCAGCGCAUCCCUAAUUACUCGGGAGAUCAACAGGCUAUGUCGCCAAUUCGCUGAGUCAUUCAAAUGGAAACGUGGUGAGGACGACACCAGCAUUUCCAAGGCAAUUCGUAUUGCGGCCAAGGCUGCCAUCCUUAAUUCCAUGGGAGCGGAGCGGAAACGAUUUGACCAGGCUGAAAUCAAAGAGGAAACCCGAUUCAAAACAAUUCAUGCUUUGGAGGCUGGCCCGGAAAAUUGGGGAGAUUCUGACCAACAAUACGAAAUUGUCGAUUUCGUUAUUGAAAAGGAGCCCAUCAGUUUCCACCAUGCUCUCCAUUACACACUCUCCUGGCUGAUUGAUUGUGGAAAGAGCAUGUCUAGGGACCAACUUCAUGGACUGCUGUUAUUUAGCUUGUCUGAGCUCAAGGAGCCACCCAGCACCAAGCAGGCCGUUUCGGAACACGAGCCUGAAAGUUAUCUGCUCGCGUUAUUCGACUUUCCCCUUCGAGUCUGCGCCUGGCUCGCCCAGAUGAAAGCCGGAAUGUGGGUUCGAAACGGUCUCAGCCUUCGACACCAAAUGUCGACGUAUCGAGGCGUCUCACAGAGAGAUGUCGCUCACCAUCGAGAUAUUUUCCUCAUGCAGACGGCUAUGGUGAUCUGCGAUUCUAGCAAGGUCCUCGCAUCAAUGAUUGAUAGGUUCAGGAUGAGAGACUGGAUGGAGGGCAAUUACGCUGUGCCAACCGGUUACGAGGAUAGUCAAAUGGUUGAUGUUGCCGAGGACUUUAUACAUUUGAUGAUAAUCAUCCUAAGCGACAGAACGUCUCUCUUGCCCAUCGAAGACGAACCUAAUCCCCAUCUUGUUGCUAUCAGGAGGGAUAUCGUUCAUACUCUCUGCUUCAAGCCUCUCUCAUUUUCAGAGCUCUGCUCUCGCUUGACUGAGAAAUUCCAAGACCUUGAAGAGUUCCAGGAUAUCUUGGACGAAAUGACCAAUUUCCGGGCCCCUGAGGGUCUCUCGGAUACAGGAACAUUCGAACUCAAAGAGGAGUAUUACGAACAUAUUGACCCCUAUGUGGCGCACUAUAACAAGAACCAGCGUGAUGAGGCUGAAAACGCUUAUCGCACACGUCUCGCGAAGAAGUCGAGAAAGUCGCCCGACGAUGUGGUCUUUGAGCCGAAGCUGCGGCCGAUUACAUCGGGUGUCUUCGUCACCCUUGGAAGAUUUACCGCGACACCUCUUUUUGCUCAAGUGAUAUAUUAUUCGCUUCUUUACUCAGUUAUGUCGAAGACUUUCACCCCCAACAUACCAGUCACUCGUGUGGAGACUUUCAUUCAAGUGGUCCUUCACUUGACUCUCUUGGCUAUCAUUGAGGACCAGACUGUAGAGAAUGAAUCAGAAGAGCAUCAGAAUAACUCAUUCUGCGCAUUUGCGCUCACAAACAAUGCCAAGAGCAAUGGUCAACUGUCAGCACCAACCAUCGUUUCUGUGUUGGUGAAACUGCUUUCGAAUGAAGACUUUAAGGCUUGCGCGCCCAGAAUUCGUCUGAUCCUCCGCAAACUCCACCACAAGCGGCCGAAGUUGUAUUCUUCGACGGUCUCUGCAUCGGAAGUGUCUGCGGACAGAUUAGGCACCGAAUCUCCAGCAAAUGCUGGUGCCGAAGAUGUUGAGCUGAAGAAGAAGCAGGCCCUUGAGAGGCAAGCGAAAGUCAUGGCACAAUUUCAACAGCAGCAAAAGUCUUUCAUGGACGCUCAUGGCGCUCUGGACUGGGGUGACGAAGACUUUAGUGACGAAGGAGAAGAGAUGGACACACCUCCUGAAGAGCAGAAGAAGGUCUGGAAAUAUCCUACCGGUACUUGCAUUCUCUGUCAAGAGGAAACCAACGACUCUCGUCUGUAUGGAACAUUCGCGUUACUCAUGGAUAGCAAUGUUCUGAGGCAAACGGACUUUUCCGAUCCUGAGUUCGUCGCGGAAGCUGCUUAUGUUCCAGAUAAUCUAGAUCGGUCUGCUGAAGAUAUUCGGCCAUUUGGUGUUGCUGGCAAGAACAGAGACACGGUCCGUAAAUUUACUGCUGACGGAAGCGAGAUUGCGGUGGAACGGCAACGUCUGGGCCGUGGCUUCCCCCCAAACCACGUCCGACGUGGUCCAGUGAGCACUGGAUGUGGGCAUAUCAUGCAUUUUGCCUGCUUCGAACUUUACUAUGGCGCUACUACUCGCAGACAAGCACACCAGAUUGCUCGCAAUCAUCCCGAGAGACUGACUCACAAGGAAUUUGUAUGCCCUCUCUGCAAAGCUCUGGGCAAUGCAUUCCUGCCCAUAAUAUGGCGAGGCAAAGAAGAAGUCUACCCGGGCAUCUUACAUACCGAAGCGUCUUUUGAUGACUGGAUUACCUCGCAAAUUGGGCCGAUCGUUUCGCGCCUGGAAAAGGGAGCUGAGGGUGACGGGCAGGAAAAGCACCGUUAUCAGGAGACUUUUGUACAGUACGGCUCAGAAGCUGUCGUUCCUUCGUUGGCGUCUCGACUCGAUCAGUUGGUCAGACCUGGCCCCACGAGCGCUGCCUCGUUAACGCAGCCGACCCGGCCAGCUAUGCCUGGAAAUUUCCCUCUUGAAGAUGCUCUGACGCCUUUGCAGUCGCUGGGUCCACUUUCGCAACAGAUUCAAACGCCCAGCCAGGCGCCGGGCGAGCAAUGGGCCAUUACAGAGCUGGUCGGAAUCUACAAGAGAUUGAGGGACACGAUGAAAGUCAACCAACUCUCGACACGAUAUGCUUAUCCGCCUGCUGCUGCUCUUUCACUGGAAGACCUCACCCAUACCGAUACGCUUGCUCGAAGUCUAGGCUUUUCAAUUUCGUCCGUCGAGAUCAGCCGAAGAGGAAUGGAAGCGCAGCCGGGAACCACAUUGAUUCCUGGAAUCCCUGAGUCAGCCUUGACACAUUUGCGCAUUCUCUCUGAGACGGUCUCCUCGUACAUGGCAGUGGGCGGUCUCCGUAACUCUGGUGCUAACAGAACGGUUACUGAGUUCAGGGAACUGCACGGGAGACAACUUCACCAACUUUUCAUUGGUCAUCCACAGAUCUUUGGCAUUGAGGCUUUCACGCUUGAGCUGAAGCAGCUGGAGCCUCUUUUCUGUCAAGACAUUUUCGUCUUCCUUGCUGAGUGCUCCGUCUGCAUUGGACCGUCGCUGAAGCUGGAUAUUCAUCAUCUGCUCCGGCUCUGCUAUAUUUGCGAGCUCGUCAAGGUGACAUUCACAUAUCUAUGCGACACGAAUGUACUUUGGCACCAGUCACUCUAUGAGAAGAUUCCGGACGACAGUCUCAAGACAUAUUCACUUGAGCAGCUGCAGAGUUUUGGAUCUUUUAUCGAUGGCAUUGGGGCCAUCUCGGAUGAGGCUCUCACAACAUUACGGUCAGAAAACACGGAGCCCAAACCGGCGCCCAAGGCGGAAGACUUUUCAAAAGAGCACCUUGAAAUAUUCCGCACGUUGGUUGCGAACUACGCCCUGCCGUUCCUCCGAAAGGCUGCUAUCCUGCUGUACGUGCGAUACGGCGUCGACUUCCAUAAUAACGGGUACGACGAUUUUGAUGUUCCGGAGCUGGAUCGUUUGACCAAGGCUCUGAACGUUCCCACAUUGGAGGAAAUCUUUUCUUUCUUUUCCAAGAACGAUCCAGCAAAUGUGACCAUCAGAGCUAUUGUAACUGGCUGGAUCCGUCAUUGGGCGUGGGCCAGAGAAGGAAGACGGCCAAUCCAUCAUGCCCGGACGGCGAUCACUUUGAGCCACCCCGGUAUCCUUGAACUCGUUGGUUUGCCGAAACACUUUGACACUCUGACCGAUGAGGCCAUGAAGCGACGGUGUCCGACCACUGGCAAGGAAAUUGUCGACCCCAGCAUCUGUCUUUUCUGUGGCGACAUUUUCUGCAGUCAGGCCUUGUGCUGCUUGCGGGACGGCCGAUAUGGCGGUUGCAACACACAUCUUGAAAAGUGCGGCAAAGACGUCGGUAUCUUCAUCAACAUUCGUAAAUGUACCGUUCUUUACCUCCACGGUCAUAAUGGCAGCUGGGGCAUGGCGCCGUACCUUGACAAGCACGGCGAAGUCGAUCCCGGAUUAAGACGCAACCGGCAGCUUUUCCUGAACCAGCGCCGCUACGAUGCUCUCAUGCGUAAUGUGUGGCUCUUGCACCAGAUUCCAACCACCAUUUCCCGAAAACUCGAAGCCGACACCAACAAUGGUGGAUGGGAGACUAUAUAGUUUUAGAUGACUUGUCAUUUAUUCAAUUUCUCGAUUGAAACAAUCUUUCGAGAUUCUUGCAGAUUGCCACCUUUUCUCGCUUUCCUCUCCCUUUACCUUUCUUUGCCCUCUCC